AUGGCUUUCACCGAUGAUGCCGUUAAAGCGAAGCUCUCGGCUCUGAACGAGACCCAGGAGAGCAUUGUGACCGUCGCGCAGUGGGUCAUGUUCCACAGGCGCCAUGCAGAACGCACUGGACAGAUCUGGUUACAGAAGAUUCGCGACUCGCCUGCUCCCAAGCGGCUCAAUUUGAUCUACCUAGCCAAUGAGGUGGCCCAGCAAUCUAAAGCCCGUGGCAAAGAUGAUUUCCUUAUUGCAUUCUCGCCGAUCAUCGUCGAUGCUACUACAACAGCUUACAAAGGGUCGUCGGCGGAUUACCAACAAAGAAUUCGCCGAGUAGUGGAGGUCUGGAGACAACGCAAUGUGUUUGACGGAGCUCUUUUGGACGCAGUCGAAGCUCGCAUCGACGAAGUUGACAAAACUCGCUCUACCACAAAGAAACAAACCCUCGGGGGCUCCUUCUUCAAGGAUACUUCUUCGGGUUCCACCCCUAAUGAACUACAACCUCUCGUCCCAUUGCAGGUUGCCGUCAGCAAGGCUGUUGUCAACUCCAGCAGCUCCUCCACACUCGCUACCACAGAGUUCGACAAGCUCCAUGAUCCCAAUGCCCCGAAGCCUACACUGCCUGUUCAUGCUGCACGUCUCAGCUCGCUGCUGAAGACUCUCGCCAAUGCAGAGAACUCCGUCUCUGAGGUUAUCAAGUCGCGCCGUGCUUUGAUCGACGGGCUUGAAAAGAUCCUCGAGACCAACCGCGCGGAGCUAUCGAAAGAGGAAGCCCUUAGCUCAGAGCUCGCGCAGAAGAAGAUUUCGGUUGAUAACAAGAAGCGCGAGGUUGAAGAUGCGAUCCUGCGCGGCCUGCCAAGCGGAGAGUCCCCUGCAGACCAUGGCGAUUCUAGUGGACAUGAGAAUGUAUCUGCUCGCCCCGAAAUCGAAGCCUUGACACCUCCCCCAGUGGAAGCUAUCACACCUGUGGGAUCUCCACAGCCAGAGAAGCAAGCGCUUCGCCACGGUCCUUUUACUGAAGAGGCAGACGACGACGCCUCGGAAUGGAGUCACAUGAACAUCCCCGAUAUCCAGCAGCCAGACAACGGGACUGGUGUGAACGAUCUUUCCGCGACUGCCCAGCCACAGCAUGCCUUUGAUAUUGCUGCCGAUGGCCAUGCAAAGAGGCGCAAGAUCUCGCAUGGGGAAGAGGAUUACGCGGCUUUUGCGGGCGGUGAUCUAGAUGCCGAUGUUGCUGACCUGCUAGCCAACCAGGGCAAGUAA
Penicillium bovifimosum is the source of this 1248-nucleotide messenger RNA. RefSeq names its product CTD-interacting domain-containing protein. Gene Ontology annotation, molecular function: RNA polymerase II C-terminal domain binding. Gene Ontology annotation, cellular component: RNA polymerase II, holoenzyme. Lineage: Eukaryota; Fungi; Ascomycota; Eurotiomycetes; Eurotiales; Aspergillaceae. Gene Ontology annotation, biological process: mRNA 3'-end processing. The transcript is spliced from 5 exons. The record is from RefSeq and is a predicted model, not a curated record. Bases 1 to 1248 code for a protein of 415 amino acids.